CUCCAGUGCUUGCCAUUGCGAUCAAGCACGGUCUCUGCUCAUGGCAAUCCUUGCCCAUAUGGAUGCAGCAAGAGAUGACCUCAAAUUCGCCAGCUGCCUGCAAACCAUCUCUGAAGACUCAGAAUUGAGCUUGAGCACUGACUGCAGCGAGGCAUCGGGUGAAGACAGCCCCGUGAGCCUUGACACAGCAGAGGCCUUGCUGAUUUUUGAUUGGGAUGACACCUUGUUGCCUACCAGCUGGAUUUCUCAGCAGGGUUGGCUGAAUGUAUCUGGCGACCUAGUUGACCGGCCUGAUGAGAUAAUCCUCACGCGGGAGCAGCAGGUUCUACUGCAGGAGCUAGAAGUCAAAGUUGAGCAAACUUUGCUCACAGCCAUGACACAUGGCAGAGUCGUCAUCGUGACAAAUGCAGCAGAUGGAUGGAUAGAGACAAGUUGCGCGGCAUUCAUGCCUGGCUUGAGACCUUUGCUGGAUGAGAUCGAUCUUCUGUCUGCUCGGUCCGCUUACGAGGGGCUUGGAAGUGACUGUCCAAUGGAAUGGAAGCGUCGAGCUUUUUCAGACGUUUUGGCCGCUGCUUUCGAGUAUGACGAGGGCAGGCCCAAUGUGAUCUCCAUCGGUGACUCUGUCUAUGAGCAGGCCGCGCUUGCAUUUGCAACCAAGCGCAUACCCAACUGUAGGUCAAAAACGCUGAAGCUACUGGAAAGUCCAGACAUUCGGCAGCUGAUUGAGGAACACGAUCUACUGUUUCAUCACCUGGACAUCGCAGUUGCCCACGAGGAUCACUUGGACCUCGAAGUGGCGCCAGAAAUGGCUGGCACGAAUUCAGCUUAAAGAGCGAAGUGCUCUAUGGCCUCUGGCCGGUGAAAGUCUCGUUUUGCCUUCACCCGAAUUCACUGCAAUCAGUCGGGACAUCAUACAGUUUGCCGGUGUUUGACUGAAAGCCGUGUUGCACUAUAAGUGGCUUCUGCAAGUCGAAAGAACACUUGAAGCUGCAGCAUUGUGGGCUAAUGCCCACAACACGCGAUUUUUGCGUCGGCGUGUCUUUUGCAUGCUUGGGCCCGUAAAGUGGCGGCUAAUUUUCCAAGCUGCAUGUGAUGACCUAGGUAUGACCCGCUGUUCGUAAGCAACA
This is a messenger RNA of Cladocopium goreaui, 1127 nucleotides long. The record is from the annotation of a GenBank genome assembly. Lineage: Eukaryota; Dinophyceae; Suessiales; Symbiodiniaceae.